Notolabrus celidotus (New Zealand spotty) is the source of this 700-nucleotide messenger RNA. Its product is annotated as hepcidin-like. Gene Ontology annotation, cellular component: extracellular region. The record is from RefSeq and is a predicted model, not a curated record. Lineage: Eukaryota; Metazoa; Chordata; Actinopteri; Labriformes; Labridae. Bases 271 to 537 code for a protein of 88 amino acids. Gene Ontology annotation, biological process: defense response to bacterium; intracellular iron ion homeostasis. The transcript is spliced from 4 exons.
GGAAACAGGAAGUAUAACACAAGGUGAUCUACAAAAUAAAACAAGAAGUUAAAGACAGAUGACAACUCAAAGAAAAAACUGAACUAAACAAGAGCAACUCAUCAACACAAAAGCAUCCCUCAGAGAGUGACGCAAUCAUUGUCACUGUCACUGCUGUACAGUGGGUGGUUAAGGUGAGUAUAAAUAUCAACACAUCUCCCAUCUCAACCAUCAAACAGAAGAAGCAGUCAAAGGAUUUGAAGAGUCCCCAAUAAACUGACCGUCUCAAAGAUGAAGACACUCAGAGUUGCAGUUGUUGUAGCCGUCGUGCUCACAUUCAUUUGUAUCCAGGAGAGCUCUGCUGUCCCUGUCACUGAGGUUCAACUGGAAGAGCCAAAUAACAAUGACAGUCCAGUUGCAGAACAUUCUGAACACCCAGAGGCCUCAGUGGAUGCAUGGAUGAUGCCGUAUAACAGCAGACAGAAGCGUAGUGGGAAGUGUAAAAUUUGCUGUGGCUGCUGCACCCCUGGUGUCUGUGGACUGUGCUGCAAAUUCUGAGGACUCCUGCCCACACCAACACUUAAUUUGGUUUAUUGUUUUUAGUAAAUGUAACACCUUGUUGCUGAGUUAAAUGUAUAUCCAUUCAGAUUUGGUCAUACUGUGUGCUCAGUGUGUGCCUAUGUUACAGUGUUUGACCAAUAAAUAUCAAUGGUUCUUUAAA